GUGGAAUGCGCCACUUCUCAGUUCACCUGGGCGCAGGGCCUCGGUGGUGGGUUUGAUGCCCCCCAUGCCGCCUAUGUGUCUACUAGUGCAGAGGGCAGCGGCGUGGGGAAACCUUCAGAGCCCCCUGUGGCCGGCACUCGUUGUAAACCUGUGUCGGGUACUGAAGUGGUGUCUGCAGCUCAGAGUGGUUGUGUCCGCCUGAGUUUUGAAUUUCAGUUGGCUGAACAAACGACGGUGCUAUGGGAGACUGUUGUAGUUGGCCGCCGACUUUACCUGUCCAUCUUGCAUCUGCCAGAGGGUAGCAAAGAAGCAUUUGUGUCACUCUUGGAGUAUGCUGAGGAAGUCCUUGGGUGCUCACAUGUGCUCAUUUGCUUCAAGAAGGAUCGCAGUGAUCGAGCUAUGCUGAUCCGCACCUUCAUGUUCCUCGGUUUUGUGGCCAUACCACCCGGUCACCCACUAGCACCCACCAACAAUGAUCACUUCUACAUGCUCUAUGAGAUCGAGUAGUAUCUUCACAGGUUGAUGGUUCUGUAUUAUGCUUGGGUUAAACCAGGUUACAUGUAGUUAGGAAAAUCUGUUACUCUAUUUUUCUUUGGCUUUACAAUAUUGAUGUUCAUAAUUCUGCUUGUGUAACCUGGUUGGCCGAAGUAUUUUGUUUCCCCAGGUUGUCUUUUAUUGUUGUGGAGUGGGAUAGAGGUAGCUGUGUGGCAGAUACAGGAGUGAUGCACCUGCAUAGUUUUCACAAUUGAGUCUUGUACAGUGUUGCCACACAAUGAAUUAUCCUAUGCAACACUUACAGAUAAUCUGUAUAAAUGGUAUCAGAGGCUCAAAUCAUGUUGAUUAGACUGUAGUUCAGGUUUUUUGCCUUGUAAAUUUUGAAUUUUUAUGAAUAUUUUUUUUGUGUAAUUCUAUCAUUACCUGUGGACCAAAGAUUGUUUUGAAAUUUUCAAUAUAUUUUGGUAUGUAAUCAGUUUUUUUUUUUUUUUUUUUUUUUUUUAACCACAUCUGUAAGCAAAUUGAUUAAUCUAUGGUUAGACUUGAUAUUGUUAGGUACUGACUAGGCAUUAUGCCAUUUACUCCUGGAUAAAGUUUUUCUAUCCAGCUCCACAGUGACCUCUGGCUUCUGCUGCUAGUAAGACACGUACAGUAUAUCAAAAACAAAAUGUAAAAAAAAAAAUGGAAAAUAAAAAAAUUGACAAAAAACGAGUUGAUAUUCAUUCCAUGUAUGUUUUUUGAAUCCUUGUAGAUUCCCAGUAUAGUAUUCAUUUUAUCAUGAUUAUCACUUUAUUGGGGUUUUUAGAAUUAACAGGUUGACGUGGACACUGAUAGUCAUUCACCAUUUCAGUCAUUGAUUUUGUAUGAAGAUUUACUUUGAUUGUACUGGGAGAAAUAAUCAGUGGUUCCUUUGUUGUUCAUAUAAUCAAUAAAUCACCCAACUGUAA
Cherax quadricarinatus is the source of this 1442-nucleotide messenger RNA. RefSeq names its product Ornithine decarboxylase antizyme (gene Oda). Gene Ontology annotation, molecular function: ornithine decarboxylase inhibitor activity. Gene Ontology annotation, cellular component: nucleus; cytoplasm. Gene Ontology annotation, biological process: positive regulation of protein catabolic process. The record is from RefSeq and is a predicted model, not a curated record. NCBI's taxonomy places the organism in Eukaryota, Metazoa, Arthropoda, Malacostraca, Decapoda, Parastacidae.